This is a messenger RNA of Aedes albopictus (Asian tiger mosquito), 7127 nucleotides long. RefSeq names its product CD109 antigen (gene Mcr). Gene Ontology annotation, molecular function: protein binding; endopeptidase inhibitor activity. Gene Ontology annotation, cellular component: extracellular region. The coding region runs from base 744 to 6122 and encodes 1792 amino acids. The transcript has 8 exons. The record is from RefSeq and is a predicted model, not a curated record. NCBI's taxonomy places the organism in Eukaryota, Metazoa, Arthropoda, Insecta, Diptera, Culicidae.
GCUGGCGGUGCCUCAGUCGGCGACGAGAUUCCGUUCGUAACGGUUCACUUUGUAUUCGGUCAGCUCUAGCUUCCUCGCGGUGUGUGAAUAUCGAGCCUACAAAGGAGUAGUGUUGUGGUUGGUUGGUUGCUGACUAUUGCCGUGUGUGCGCGAAGACCGCUUGUGUUGUGUUGUUUUAUUAUUCUCCGUGUUGGACGCACACCGCUGCUGCUCUCUGACCAGCAGCGGCAGCCGAGCGGGAACGGAAAGGUGUGCGUUACUUUACGGUUGUAGGCUGCUCUGGCGAAGCCGCAGCGCAGAGCGUUUGGGCCAGUUCAGCAGUGCUUUGAGUGUGUGGCUUAAAAUUUAAAAUUCCCGUCUUGUGCGCCCCGACGAGAUUCAGUCCAGCAGUUAGUGUGGUGGUGGUUUAGCCAGUGGUUAAGUCAAAAAGGCAGCUUGUGGUGUGGCUUAAGUCGUGUAGUUAGCUGCUAUUAAUUGUUUAUCAUUUACUAGUGAAUCUUGUGGGUAAUCUACGAUACGUUAGUGCAUUGAAGAGCUAAAUUGCAGUGCGAAACCUUUAACCUUUCAACAGGAGAGAAGUGAAUAAAGUUCGAAGCAGUUGGAUCAAACUUAGGUGAUUUCUGAAAUUAGGGAGGUUCCCUUGCGAGCUAGCUGAAGCGUGGAUAACUUGGCCCCACUUUGGAGAGACCCCGUUGCGCACCAACACAAACAGCGAUCUUCAAAAUAGCGUCCCCGGCGGCAGCAUGACCCGCCGGUGGCAUCCGACCUGGUCGGGUGUGCUCCUGCUGUUAUUCGGCUUCCCUUCGAUUCUGACCUGGGCCCAGCAGCAGCAAAAUCCCAACGAUGUGCCACGAUACAGCCCGCUGGAUCCAUUCAAUCGACAACGAUACAAUCCUACCUCAAACAACUUCCCACCUCAGUCAAGCCCAACGACCAGCAACGACCCUCGGAAUCCCACCUUCGGUAGCCGGGACUUCUACGGCACCGAUUCGAACAGCAUCGACAAUCGAUUCGAUCCCAGCCGAGGCGACCGCGAUCGAGAUGUACUGUUCCAAUCGACGACUCAACGGGAGUUCCCUGGAACUCGGUUCGGAACAACGUCCCGACCGAGAACUUUCAACCCUCAAAGCAACCGGAAUUCUUUUCUGGAUCAAUUCAACAAUCCUCUGAGUAAGGAGAUUACGUAUUUCGUGGUGGCAUCCCGGAUGGUCCGCCCCGGUCAGGUUUACAAAGUAUCCGUGAACCUACUGGAGGCACAACACCACAUGGCUGUCCGAGCCAGUAUCUCCCGGGAUGGCGUCGAACUGAGCAGUGAACUCAAAUCGGUACGUGUUGGAAUCCCGGAAACGUUACUCAUGCGUAUCCCUCCAACUAGCGUGCUUGGUGACUACAAACUACGGGUGGAAGGAUCCUACGAGAACACUUUCGGUGGAUACAUUUUUGUGAACGAAACCAAACUAACCUUCUCGCAACGGUCCAUGACGAUCUUCAUUCAGACGGAUAAGCCGGUUUACAUGCAAGGAGAAAUGGUGCGAUUCCGAACGAUCCCGAUCACUACGGAACUGAAAGGUUUCGACAAUGCUGUUGAUGUUUACAUGCUUGAUCCCACUGGGCACAUCAUGCGACGUUGGUUGUCCAGGCAAUCCAAUCUGGGUUCAGUUAGUUUGGAAUACAAGCUAUCCGAUCAACCAAUGUUCGGCGAAUGGAAGAUUCGUGUCAUUGCUCAAGGCCAAGUUGAAGAAGGAAAAUUCAGUGUGGAGGAAUACUAUCAGACGAGAUUUGAAGUAAAUGUUACUAUGCCGGCCUUCUUUUUCCAAACCGAUCCGUUCAUCCACGGAAAGAUCAUGGCGAAUUUUACCAACGGAACACCUACAAGAGGUAAUCUAACCCUAAAAGCUACCAUACGCCCGAUCGGUUGGAUGAACCCGAAAGCCAUCAAUCACAUGAACCGAGUGUGGAACACCGGCAACCGCCGAGAAUUGGACCCAAGCAUCCCGUACUACCUGCAAUACACAAAUCCAGAUCUUUUCAAUGCUCAGUCAACCUUCACAAGCCAGCUAAACCAGCCGGAUAGUCAAUAUCAAGACCAAAGAUACCAGUCUAACUACGGACAGGACAGCUACGUUAUUGAGCGGCAUUUCAACUUUGACGAAGAGUGGCCUUUCUGGAUCAAGAAGCCGAUAGAUACCGCAGAACAGUGGGACUCGUGGACUAACACCUAUCGAGAUUCCUUACCAUACCUCAGGUAUUUCAACGGAACGUAUCAUUUCAAAUUCCCGAUGUCAGAACUCUCCCAACUUUUCCAAAACAAUCUCGCUGGAAUGGAGGUGCUGAUCACGGCUCGUGUAGGUGAACGAUUCUACGACGAGAUCAUCGAAGGUUACGCCAUGACUCGAAUCUACAACAGUUCGAUUCGGGUGGCCUUCAUGGGUAAUUCGCCUCAGGUGUUCAAACCCUCGAUGCCGUUCACGGUUUACCUGAUCGCGGAAUACCACGACGGAUCGCCGUUGCCGAUCGAUCCUCUGUACCCGGGUCGGAUGGAAUUAUCCGGUACGAUCGACAGUCGUAGCGGCGGAGGCCGCAACACGUACGAAGUCAAGGAACUACAGAUGUCGGACAAACCUGGCGUGUGGGAGCUGAAGAUCGAUCUGCGUAACGAUCUGAACCUGGAGAACAGCAAGCAGACGAACGAAUUUUUGAACCAAAUUCAAUCGAUGCGGCUCUCGGCGAACUACAUCCAUCCGUCGGGUGAGCGGGCCAGCGCUGAGCUACUACUGCUCUCACAUUUUUCGCCAAACAACCACAACAUCAAGGUCCUCACUAGCACCAAAGACGCCAAGGUGGGAGAAUACAUGAUUUUCCACGUGCAGAGUAACUUCUACAUCAAGGACUUCCACUACAUCGUUAUGUCCAAGGGAAUCGUACUGGUGACCGGACAGGAAAUCAUAUCCGGAGGGGUGCGAACGCUGUCGAUUACUUUGAGCGCGGAAAUGGCUCCGACGGCCACGAUCGUGGUUUGGCACAUCGGCCGAUAUGGUAAGGUUAUUGCGGACAGUUUGACCUUCCCGGUGAACGGUAUUUCCCGAAACAACUUCACUGUUUUCAUCAACAACCGCAAGGCUAGAACGGGUGAAAAGGUUGAGGUUGCGAUCUACGGAGAAGCAGGUUCCUACGUGGGUCUGUCAGGUAUCGACAACGCAUUCUAUACCAUGCAGGCGGGUAACGAGUUGACCUACGCGAAUGUGAUCACCAAAAUGGCGAACUUUGAUGAACAAACGAAUGGCACCUUCAAGCAAACGUGGAUUUCGCACGAAGGAGAUCCAGAUGAGCUGGUGUACUAUCCCAGUUCCACGUUCGGAAUAGACGCGAAUCGAACGUUUGAAUACGUCGGGCUGGUGGUGUUUACGGAUGGCUUGAUCCCACGGAGACCGUUGAGUUGCGAUCCGGCAAUGAAUUACAGCGAAUGCUUAAGCGGACGAUGCUACAGGAGCGAUAAACGAUGCGAUGGAUACUUCGACUGUGAGGAUGGAACGGAUGAGGCUGGAUGUGAUAACAGAAACAGCACUGCACUGGCCGAGUUCCGGAAGUAUCGAUUCAACAGGAUUCUCAGGCACUACCAGAAUGUGUGGCUGUGGAAGGAUAUCAACAUCGGUCCUCAUGGAAGGUAUAUUUUCAAUCUUGAAGUGCCGAAAAUUCCGGCCCUCUGGAUUGUUUCCGCUUUCGGCGUCAGUGUUAGUCAAGGAUUUGGUAUGAUACGGAAACCUUUGGAAUACGUUGGAGUGCAACCGUUCUUCAUCAAUCUGGAAAUGCCCACGGUGUGCAGACAAGGAGAGCAAGUUGGAAUCCGAGUUGCUGUAUUCAAUUACCAAACAGUGGAUAUUGAAGUUACUGUGGUGUUGCAUAGCUCACCUGACUACCAAUUUGUGCAUGUGGAAGAAGACGGCAUAGUGCGUUCUUACAACCCACGAACAUCGUUCGGUGAGCACCAGUUCUACAUCUACAUCUAUGCACAGGAUUCGUCCAACGUUUAUAUUCCAAUUGUUCCGACUCGUUUGGGAGAUGUUGAAGUUACGAUUCAUGCAUCCACCCUUCUCGGAGCAUAUCAAGUCAGCCGGAAAAUCAACGUAGAACCUGACGGCCUCGUCCAACAUCGGCAUCAAUCUAUGAUGCUGGAUCUCAGUAACCGCGCUUACAUCUUCCAAUACAUGCAUGUUAACGUAACAGAAACCCCAAUCAUUCCAUACGAAAUCGAUCGUUACUACGUUUUCGGGUCCAACAAGGCCCGUAUAUCCGUUGUUGGAGACGUGGUAGGCGCCAUUUUCCCAACCAUGCCAAUCAACGCCACCUCUCUACUCUCAUUGCCGAUGGAUUCGGCCGAACAGAACAUGUUCAGCUUCGCAGCCAACUUCUACACUAUUCAGUACAUGAGAGCAAUCAAGCAGCGUAACAAGAAGACGGAGAAACUCGCUUUUCACUACGCGAACAUCGGUUACCAGAAGCAGCUGAGUUAUCUCAACGACGACGGCUCGUUCUCGCUGUUCCGUGCGGAUUGGAACCAAUCGGACUCAUCCGUGUGGUUGACCGCCUAUUGUGCGAGGAUUUUCUCGGAAGCUUCCUUCUACGAGUACGAAAACUUCAUCUACAUCGAUCCGUUGGUGAUCCAAAAGAACAUUCACUUCAUUCUGCAACAUCAGAAGGAUGACGGUUCGUUCUGGGAGGUUACGUGGCUGCCGGAUCGCAAGGUGAACCAGUCGUCCGAGAAUCCUCGCAACGAGAUCGUCCGGUCGAAGAACAUCACCCUGACGGCGCAUGUGCUGAUAACGCUCGUUUCGGUUAAGGAUCUAUCUGGGCGACUGGGUUCGAGUGUAGCCUUAGCGGAACAACGAGCGUCCCGGUACAUCGAACGUAACAUCGGACUGAUUAAAGACUACGGAUCUCCGUAUGAAAUCGCGGUUGUGAGUUACGCUUUAGCCCAAGCUAAGGCUCCACAAGCUGAGCAUGCAUUCAAAAUCCUGGCCAGCAAAAUGAGAUCAAUCGCCGAUCUCAACUAUUGGGGUAACGAUGAGGUUCCGCAGCCGCCGAGUAAGCUGGAAAAUCAAAAGUACUUCAACCUUCCGCGGCUUCCGUACAAAUACGAUUCCCUAAACAUCGAAACGACCGCAUACGCGUUGCUCACUUACGUACAGCGACAGGAAACGUUCACCGUUGAACCGAUCGUCCGGUGGUUGAACAGUCAACGGUUGCUGGAUGGCGGCUGGGCUUCCAGCCAGGACACUGGAAUUGCCAUGAAGGCUCUUACAGAGUACAGUACAAGGAAUCGCGUGGCCGAUGUCACUGCGUUGACUGUUACCGUAGAGGCCACGUCUCUGUCCGGACAGUCGAAGGUCCUGCACAUUGGGCAGCACAACCUGGCUAAAGUUCAGGACAUUGAAAUUCCAAACGCAUGGGGUACCGUAAAGGUCCAGGCAAAGGGUGUGGGUUACGCCAUCCUCCAGAUGCACGUCGAGUACUCGGUUGAUACGUACAAGUUCCAGACGAUGCCCCCGGUAAAAUCGUUUGAUCUGACUACGCACUCCGUGUUCCACGGUAGGAAUCAGUCUCACAUCAGCUAUGUGAUCUGCCAACGAUGGACCAACACUGGCGAAUCGAUCCGCUCCGGUAUGGCUGUUCUGGACGUAGCCGUCCCGACUGGAUACAUGAUCCAACAGCAAAAGCUCGACUCGUAUACUAUUAGCAAACGGGUACGGAACUUGCAGCGAGCACGCUACCAAGAGAGGAAGGUUUUAUUCUACUUUGACUAUUUGGACAGCGAAUUCGUAUGCGUGAACUUUACACUGGAACGGUGGAUGCCGGUGGCUAACAUGUCACGAUACCUGCCAAUCAGGGUUUAUGACUACUACGCACCAGAACGCUUCAACGAAACCAUUUUCGACUCCCUGCAAACAUAUCUGCUGAAUAUCUGCGAAGUGUGCGGUAGUUCCCAAUGUCCGUAUUGUAGGAUCUACAAUACUGCCAUUCGGAACCCGGUAUCGAUUGUGCUUCUGCUCGUCACCAGUGCCCUCGUAGUAGCUCGUCACUAUCGAAUAGUGAAUCCGAACAGUUGGAUCUUUUGGAACGAUUAGGACGGAAGACGAUGAACGAAAACCGAAAAGCAGUAUCCAUCAGACUUCUGUGUACAUAAUCCCUCAAUCUAUGCGAAAUCUAGAAUCUCUGCGUUUAAAACGGAGACUGCGCGACAACGUGCAAUCGCGAAUUUGUUUAUGAUGUUCGUUUUUUAUAUACAAAACUUUUUUGAGUUUCUGUAGCGCGUAGUAUUGUGAGGGCAUCAUACUCAAAUCGUACCAUGUGCAUUUCUUGUCAUGUCAAUUUCCCGUAUGAUUCCAUCCAAGGCAUUUGUGUACAAUCAACAUCGCAUUUCGCAACGAUGUAGCGCGAUAGAUAUAGGAGAAGAAACAAUGCCGAGUUAGAUUAGAAGAGAAACGUCAAUUUCUCACGUGUUCGAUUUUUCUUUAGUUUACAUAAGUGCUAGGGAAACUGAAAGAAGCAAAAGUUAUUGUUUUAUUAUUUUAAAUAUUCUCUGUAGAUUGUAUGUAGUACGAAUUGUAUUCGUUCUCUAGCCUUUUAGAAUUGAUUAUCUUAUGCAAGCAGAAAUCUUCAGGCCGUCCAAAUUAUCUGGUCAUAACAUUUUUUUUAUUAUUUUUAAGAUCAACUUUAGUUUUAACAAACUCACAAAAGAAGCACCAUAAACAACUUAAUAUCGGAAUGAAAUGACAAGCAAACGUUUUUUUAUGUUAAAAUAUCCAAUAAAGUCAGUGUCGUACUAUGUAGUACUGAACUCGUCCCAUCAUUUUCAACUCGACCAUAAUACCACGGUUAGGCAAGCGAUAACGAAUGAUACAAACUUAUAGGGUGCCUUAACUGCAAGCGGAAUGAUAACUAUCUCAGCGGAAUGAAUGCGCCAUCACAUACAAGAAAACCAUUUUGAAUCUCUAGAAUAUGGAAAAGAUGUAGAUCUGAGAUGUGUAUGUUUCUAAUAGAAAAAGAUUAGUGGCAGAAAUGAUCACUAACAAACUAGUAGAUGUGCUGAAACAACAUUUUUAAAAUAAAUUUAUGAAAAAUAAACAACA